Messenger RNA from Anoplophora glabripennis (Asian longhorned beetle), 4127 nucleotides. RefSeq lists its product as uncharacterized. The record is from RefSeq and is a predicted model, not a curated record. The coding region runs from base 173 to 3130 and encodes 985 amino acids. Lineage: Eukaryota; Metazoa; Arthropoda; Insecta; Coleoptera; Cerambycidae. The transcript has 5 exons.
UUGGGUGUUCGAUUUCGGCGUACCAGUGUAAAAAAAGUUAUUGAGGUUCGCAUGGGUGAUAUGUAGAGUGCGUCGACAAAUAUCUAUGGUAUCCAUUACUUACUGGCCAGAGAUAUGAUCGACUGUGGAUACUUAUGAUGGAAAAUCUGUAGUUCCUUCUCACAAUCGAAUCAUGAUUAGAUACAAGCUACUUUACCUCACAUUGGCCACGUUGACUUUCUACACUUUCUACGCCACAUCUCAAGAAACUGUAAGAUCCGCCGAGGGUAAUAUUAGCAAGAAAUGGGACCCACCCGAUAAAGUAACUUUACAAAAAUCUCAACCCUACUCUCAAGAAGGCGACCAACGAUCCUUCAUGUCAAACCUGGUCACGUGGAUAUUUCCAUUUGCCAAACCCGCAGAAGAAAGACGUGACUUCACCGGGUACCAGUACUUACCCACCUCUUCAAGCCAAAGCCAUAUAGACAAAGACUGUAACUCCUGCAAUCGGGAACCUUGGAUUCCUAUUGCUUCUAGUGUAGGUGAAAAAACUGUUAUAAACUUCGUGCCCCCCAUCAAAAACUUUGAACACUCGUCUAGCGAUUUUAGUGUAUUUGAAACCUUACACCCUCCCCCACCCUCGUAUAAUCCCCCGGUUGUGCAGUACGGUCCACCACCUCAGUUCAAAUUGAAAGGUACCAGAAAUAAUUUUGGCCUAGCAAAGCGGCCCAGUCAAACUUAUGCUAGCAAUGACGAGAUUGUUAUAGUGGACUACAUGGUACCACCUCCAAUUAACUACAGGGUACCAUCGCUGAUAUAUGGACCACCAAAGCCAAUGUACGGACCACCACCAGCAAACAAACCAGUGUAUGGUGCACCACCACCACCCAAACCAGUGUAUGGUGCGCCACCACCACCCAAACCAGUGUAUGGUGCGCCACCACCACCCAAACCAGUGUAUGGUGCGCCACCACCACCCAAACUAGUGUAUGGAGCGCCCUCUCUGAAACCUAAACCUAUUUACAGUCCAGUUCCGCCUCAAUUUGGAUACAACAACCAAUACUUUGACCAACCUCCACCGGCAACAACGUACCUCAGACCAGUCUCACAGGACAUUGCCCCUCCUCCACCACCAAUUUCCGAUCUGUCUAGCGUAAACUACCAAGGUGAGGUGGCAACCGAUUUCGGUGGUCCAAUUGCACCAUCUGAUAGUUAUGGCGCUCCCGUAACUGGCGAUGCCUUAAAAUAUUUCUCUCCCCCUGAGCAGCUGUCGUUGUCGAAUGAAAAAAAGGAAUACAUAGAAAAACCCAUUCCUCUGCCAAAUUUAAGUUCAUUCCCAGUGCUCCCGUUCCGCAAGUUCGGAGAUUUCAAUCAGAAUUUAAUCCAGAGCCCACAGACUGAUAAUACUGAGGUUAAGAUACAGGAAAGUGUAAAAAUUGCUGAUUAUCUAGCUGCAAUCGAACAUCCCAUCAACGUUAUCCAAUCUCCUUUAAUUGAGUUGUCCAUCAAAGGCGAUACUUACGAAGAAAAUGAUAAGCCUGAUGAAGUUGUUAAUAAUGAAGGAUUCAUACCAGUAGAUUCAAACACUCUUUAUUCUGGAGAUGAUAUUAACCACCAGUCUUACGAUAAUCAAGAAGGGAACUAUGUUAGGAGCAAUAAAGAACAGAAACCAUACAGCAAUAUUAAUGAGAAAUUACAAAACGCUGUAAUCUCUUCGAAAUUGAGCGAAAACCCUAUCGUAGUCGAAGACGUCCACGCAGAGGCAAGUAGUAACAACGACACUUUUGUUAACUCCAACGAAAUUAACAUUAAACGUAGUAACGGCAAAGAAACAGGGACACAAAAUUUAAAUUUUGGCCCUGUCAGCGGUACAAAUAUUAUAAAGUCACUUUUACUUGAUAAAGCAUCGUCACAGACUUCAAGCGCCUUUAAAAAAAGCGACUACAUAGCUAUAAAUAAUAACUUCACCAUGCCUCCUCUGGAUUAUGGAAGCUGGACGCCAACCUUUGGCGUAACUAUGUCUAGUCUCAAAGUUCCUACUAAUCCAGCUGAAGCGUCACGUGACUCGACGACUACUAAGAAACCGAAACUUUUACAAAUAAUAGUUCCGUAUGUAACCAACAAACAGCCUGGGUUCUUUGAAAAAGACUGGAAGAGUCAACCUUUCUCUCAGAUUCCAAGUUACAAUGGAGCUUACACCACCCUCUUACCAGUGUUCACACCUCCCGAAACUGCCCAAUUAUCAGUUUGGUCCAAGUACAGUUCAGUCGAAGUAAAACCUGUGACACCAACAGCGGUUCCUAAGGCUACCACUGCGGUGUACAACAUCAAAGAAUUGUUAAGUAAAAGAACAGAGCAGCUUCCAUUCGAUAUAAUUUCUUUCCAAAAGCAUAUCGACGAUUGGACGCAAGAAGCUUAUUCCUUAAACGCUCAAAAAGAAAGGUUUUCGACACCUAAAGAAAUACCUAGUGAAUAUUUUACUACUGAAGCACCUAACACGUACCUAGAAACAACAACUUUUAAAAGCCUGUUAGACUAUAGCUUUGCGGAAACCACGCAAGUAGAUAUAGUUGAUGCUAACGUUGACAUAGACUCAAACCUGGUCAUACCAGCUGAAACGACUACUGAGAAAUAUACAACAACGACAUCACCAACAACAAAACUAUCGAGCAAGGCCCCAUGGAACGUGUCACAUAUUACAAUCUCACGGCAGUCUAAGGAGAAAGUUUAUAUAGUAACUCCCCAGACCUACAGCUUCUAUACGUCGACUCCAGCGACGGCCUGGAGCAGCGCGCCUAGAAUCGAAAAAGGGAAGGUUAACAAUGGAUCUACGUACGAUUCACAUAAGUUCUCUAUUAGGGUGGAACCACAGAACAAAACGAGCAGGGAGAAGUUAAAGAGAGAUGGCACAGGCGCCGUGAAGAUCGUCUACAGCGAGUGGCCUCAUUUGAUAAACGAUCUUCAAGCGACGACGAAGAGACCAUCGUCAAGACACCCUCUAUUUGGUCUAAUGGAUAUUUCUGCUUAUACGCCCCCACCAAAUUCUACAGUAGAGACUAUUCUCGGGCAUUCUCGGGUUGCUUUGGCAGUAACUACGCCCUCAGGGUCGCAGACUAAGAAGACAACGAUCAAAGCAGGGACUCACACGUAAAAUAAUAGAUUGUAAUAUAUCCAUUCUGUAUAUUAAAUAUUUCUGGUGAAAUUAUAUACGGCAUGUCCAUGUUUAGGAAUGUUAUUUUUACUUGACUUUGAACUUCUAGGACAAGUUGUUAAAUAAUUAUUCAGAAAAUAGUCUAUCCAAAUUGUAUUAAUGAUUUCUGAAGGCUAUUUAAGCAGAUAAUUUGUUAGGAUGAAGCAAUUUGUACCUAUGACUAAAAGAUAUUUUCCUCAGUGUACCAGUUUAUUUAUUUUUUAAGAAUGAUACCUCCAUUUGAGCGUAGAAAAUAGGCAGCUGUCGCGUAUCUUUGUUUGUUUUAUUUCUUCCAAUCUCUGAACGUAAUAAAAAAUUUAACUAAAAAACCAAUAAAAAUUAAAUACUUUCUGUUUCGAAGCAAUCAACAUGGACGAUUUAUCUAAAAAUUAAAAUUCUUAUAUUACCCAAUUUAUAUCAACAUCUUUCUGUAAAAUUUUUUACACAAAUUUUUCCUCUUUCUGCACUAACCUUGGUCACUGUAUAUACUUUCUUAAAUUAAAGUAGAUGUCAUGUAUAAUAAUUGUAAAUAUAUUUCAUUGUAUCUAUUUAAAUAUUUAAAAUAUCAGUCUCCUAAUGUCACAGUAUAAUGAGGUACCACAGAAGUUUUUUAUCGAUCCGGUUUUGUCGAUUCAAAAAUGAAAAAAAAGCCUUAUUUUUUCACUUAUUUGUCGAUUUUGCUGAUUGGUUUGAUUGAACGAAUCUGUUCAAUUUCUAGAUGUCUUUCAUCGCCAAUUCUUACUGUUUUUCUUCUCUUAAAUUGUUUUAGUAUUGCACAAGAUUACAGCUAGAUUUGAAGAUACCAAUGCCCAUAAUGUAUGCACAUAAUUGUACGUAGAAGUUAGCUCUUUAAUCUUCAAAAUCGGACGAAAAAAUAUAGGAACGAAGUAACUAAUAUUUGUUUUGAUCAUUGUCGAUGUAUAUGGAAGAGUUUUGUAUUUAUGAAUAUUUAUUUGAA